Carya illinoinensis is the source of this 1717-nucleotide messenger RNA. Its product is annotated as probable xyloglucan endotransglucosylase/hydrolase protein 32. Gene Ontology annotation, molecular function: hydrolase activity, hydrolyzing O-glycosyl compounds; xyloglucan:xyloglucosyl transferase activity. Gene Ontology annotation, cellular component: apoplast; cell wall. The record is from RefSeq and is a predicted model, not a curated record. Bases 350 to 1237 code for a protein of 295 amino acids. The transcript is spliced from 4 exons. NCBI's taxonomy places the organism in Eukaryota, Viridiplantae, Streptophyta, Magnoliopsida, Fagales, Juglandaceae. Gene Ontology annotation, biological process: xyloglucan metabolic process; cell wall biogenesis.
AGUCGUACUGGGUAAUAAAAAGUUACAAAAACUUCAUACAUAACAAUUGCUAGUCUAUUACUGUCCCUUCAACCUUUUCAAACCACUUUUAGGCUUAAGAUUUGUCAGCUAUUUGUUUGGUUUUGAGUCUUUUGCCCCCUAAUCCCUCCAAUGGAGAGGAGAGGAGGAAAAAAAAACACUCUAUUGGGGGACCCACUAAUCUUCUUAAACAGUACAGCCACACUCUUCUUUCAUAUAUGCCUGUCUUCAGCACUCUGACUCACUCUCUCAGCCUGCAUUUAUACACAAGCAAUCAUUAUUCUUUCUCCAUACAGCUAGCUCUCUUGAUCAUCCAUCUUCUUCCAUUUUUAUGGAUUUCUUUCCAUUCCUACUUCUAAUCCUUAUGGUCCCUUUAACUUCAAGCAAUGCUCAGUGGCCACCUUCUCCUGGCUACUGGCCAAGCUCUAAGUUCAGGUCCAUGACCUUUUAUGAUGGAUAUAGAAACCUCUGGGGUCCUACGCACCAAAGAUUUGACCAAAAUGCAUUGACAAUCUGGCUCGAUCAUACUUCAGGAAGUGGGUUCAAGUCUGUUCGUGCAUUUCGAUCUGGGUACUUUGGUGCCUCCAUUAAGCUUCAACCUGGUUACACUGCAGGUGUCAUAACUGCUUUCUAUCUCUCCAACAAUGAAGCUCAUCCAGGUUUCCACGAUGAAGUGGACAUUGAGUUCCUGGGGACGACAUUUGGGAAACCUUACACCUUGCAGACCAAUGUUUACAUCAGAGGGAGUGGGGAUGGGAGGAUUAUUGGCAGAGAGAUGAAGUUUCACUUAUGGUUUGAUCCCACCAAGAAUUUUCAUCACUAUGCUAUUUUGUGGAGUCCUAAAGAGCUCAUAUUCCUUGUGGAUGACGUUCCCAUCAGAAGGUACCCGAGGAAGAGUGCUGCAACCUUUCCACUGAGGCCAAUGUGGGUUUAUGGUUCUAUAUGGGAUGCUUCCUCAUGGGCCACUGAAGAUGGCAAAUAUAAAGCUGACUAUAGGUACCAGCCAUUCAUGGCACAGUACACCAAUUUCAAGGCCAGCGGUUGCUCCGCCUACGCUCCCACUUGGUGCCGCCCGGUCUCCGCCUCUCCAUUCCUCUCCGGAAGACUGACCAGACAACAAAACUGGGCCAUGAGAUGGGUUCAAAGCCACCAUUUGGUGUAUGACUAUUGCAGGGACCCCAAGAGAGACCAUUCCCUAACACCUGAGUGCUGGGGUUGAAAGUAAAACCUGGAAUUAUCGCCAUGUCCAUUCUUAUUAUGCAAAGGGCGCGUAUCACUCUAAUUUUCACCUUGUGAUGAUGAUUACUAUUUUUUUGAGAUUUUAGUGAGUGUCUUGAGAUGGGUACCACUUGCCAGCAAGUUUGAUGCAAGGGUACUUCAGCGUCCAAGGCACUCCCAACAAAAGAAAUAAAAUAUUGGGAAAUUUUGUGUGUGGAUUUCUGUUGGAAAAUACAUUUAAUAAGGGGGAGAGAGACUAGAGGUAUUGAAUACAAAGUGAUGGGGGUUGGGUUCUUUUGGGAAGGCUUUUCACUUCGAAUAAUAAAGCAGGAGUUUCUGUACUGUGUGUUAAUUACUAUGAAUAUUGGCAUGAAAAUUGUGAUACUUUAUGAUUGCUCAAGCUGAGUUGAAUUAAAGUCAAAUAAAUGUAUCAUUUGAAUUUAAAAUAUUCAUAUCUCCAUCUUCUAUGGUUUCUCUGUUA